GUACACGAGAGUUUUCUAGCAUUGAGAGGAGUACACCUAGCAUGCAUGUUGAUGACUUUUUUUCUCUCUUCAACAUAAUUCCAUUAAUCAAUGAAUGUCUCACCAUGGGCCAUUUCGGUCAUUUUUUCCUUCCCCCGUUGCUUUUUUUCCGAAUCGUGCAGCGGCCGAGAAAUAGCUCGCUGUAUGUGUAGUUUUUUUUGUAAAGUAUUAGAGCAUGAGUUGUUUAUGUAUGACAGGUGUGUCGAUGUAGCCUUUAAAAUUCACACAUCACAUGAUACAACCGACGGUAAUCUUGUUUUAUCCAGUUGUUCACUAAGACUGUAAAGGAGACUCUUUUUUUUCCUUCCGGUCAACCAAUUAAAUAUGAACAAGUAAUGAUUGUUGUAAGUACAUCUUUUUCAGAAGUUAAAAGGUGAAGAACUGCUUGUUAACUGCUUGUUUUCCAAUUAUCUGAAGGCCCUCGCCAGGAAGUUGUAGAAUACGCAACAAGGUACUAAGUAAAUAAUUGUAUUUGUUGAGAGUCGUGAAAAUGAAGCUCGCGCUCGCUGCGUUGAUCGCGGCAGUUGUCGCCGACGACAAGGCUGACAAAAAGUCCGAUGUCACGGUUGCCUUCGUGAACGAUGUUCUUCCGGUCGCUGGUGCGGUACUUCAACUAUAAUGAUCACUAUAACUAAUACAAAUGCUUUGUUGUAGGAGUUUUCUUCCGUCAAAGCUUCAUUGAUGUCAUUGUAGUUAUAUUUUAGCAUGGAUCUCCUUGAUUAUAGUGUACUGUGUCAACCGCAUGACGUUUGCUUCGUCCAUAUGAUUGGACCAUUUCUUCAAUAUAUAUGAUUCUGUCAAAAGUAAUAAACAAAUCCAAUGAAUUACAAAUCACACAGGAAUUGUCGCACAUUGAGGGCAUCAAGGCUAUGGCUCCCGAGGUCGCCCCGGUCCUUGAGAAGACAGUGAAGGAUUCCGGUAUGUCCAAGACCGAGAUCAUCGAUGCUGCCAAGGGCGGCCUCAACGCCGAACAGGCAGCCGCAGUCGUCGGGGGCCUGACCAAGGUCUAAACCAUUUCUUGCAUGUUCACCUCCAUAUUAAGAGAGAUACCUUAUGGCCUGCUUCUUAAUGUGAGGGAGCCUCCAUGUUCAUCCACUUUUCUUCUUUAUGAGGAAGGCAAACCCAUUCAACGACGAAGCAGAAGUAGUUACAUCCUCCUUGAAGACGUCAACAUGAUCAACAUACAAAUAUCUUCUUUACAACUCUGCUACUACAUAAGUACAAAGACAAAAUGAAAUUUGACCUGAUCAUGAAUAUCUACAUUACAUCUCCUCCAUACCUCGAGCAGGAUCUCCUCUUGUCAACACUUGUUUUACUCAGAUUUAUAACAUAUACUAGCAAUGAAGAUCUAUUCUUAUUUAAUUUUUACGGAUUACUCUCCAACCCUCUUUAUCUUCAGGCUAUGCAGCAGGAAGGUGUCUCGAAGAGCGAUGUUAUCAAGGGACUCGAGACCCCAGUGGCAGCACAGGUCCUCCACGACUCGCACUUCAUCGACCAGGGCUACCCCUACAUGUACCCGGGACAGCCGAUCACUUACAACCCGUACGGGUUCCCGCUCUCUCGCACAGGAAUCCCGAUCGUCCAGGUAUUUUUUAGCAUUCGUUUUUGUAUCCAAGAAUGAAAAAACCUGUAAAAAUCAUGAGCGAUGGAGGAGGAAAUAUGUUUUUAAAACCUGAAGAUAACAUAGUUCGCUCAUUUAGAUCAUCUUUCCUGAAAAAUUUAGAAAAAUGUUCAUUGUGAUAUGAUCUACAUCUACAUCUACAUCUUCAUACACCCUACAUUUAGAUUUUCUCUCUUCCUGAAGAAAUUUUUCAUUUCCAUCCAUCGUCCAGGCUCUUGCCGAUAACGAGGCUCUUGGGUCCCACGAUGUGGUCGGAACGACCUUCUGGAUUGCGUGCAACGCGAUGCUUGCCUUCACCGUCUUCUUCCUCAUCGAGAUGAACGAAGUCCCAAAGCGUAUCCUCCACUAGUAGAUGGUUGUGAUGAACUGUUAGAAGCAACGCAAUUCUUUUAAGAGCAGGAAAUCUUUGUUUGUCCAUUCAAAAUGUGACUCAAGUUCCUUCCAUGACGAGAAAUCUUCUUGUUCGAUUCAAAUUCUUAUUCUUCAAUACAACAAAAUAAAAACAGAGUGGAAGCGCAGUGUGUGCGUCGCAGCAUUGGUGUGCGGCGUUGCAUUCUGGAACUACGUCUACAUGAAGAGCACCUGGUCCGUCACUCAGCAGUCCCCGACGGCCUACCGAUAUACCGAUUGGCUCAUCACCGUCCCGCUCCAGGUACUUGCAACUUCUAUAUCAAGAUGAAUGAAAAAGUAUGAUUUUCGGUUUCGAGUCAGUGUCAGCAUACUGUCCUCACGUUUGCCCACUUCUACUCAAGUCCGGGACAACUCUCCAUCAACAAUCGAUCUUUAGAUUUUUUAGAAUAGUCAUGUCGAGGACUCAAGACUCUUGAUAUUUUCUGAGUACCUGCUAAACCUAUAAUGCCGUAUCAACAUUAUUCAGAUCUGCGAAUUCUAUCUGAUCUUGGCUGCCGUCAUGGAUGUCAACGUGAUGCUCUUCUACAAGCUUAUGGGAUCGGCUGUUGCCAUGCUCCUCUUCGGAUGGCUCGGUGAGGCUGGCUGCAUCUCCGUCCUCUGCGGAUUCGUCCCGGGAUGCGCCACUUGGCUCUACAUCAUCUACGAGGUACUUGAUUCGCAUCAUGAGUAUUGAUUCUUCUUGAAGACACGUUACAGUGAGUAGUUCUCUCCUCUACUAGAUUUUCUUGUUAGGCAGAAGUAGAAGAUGCAGUCCAUGUCCAAAUUGAAUCAUGAGCUCAAAUAUAUAAUCGAUGUCCUCGUAGAAGAAUUAAUAUUUUCCAAAGAAUGAUCCGGAGAUGUAAAAACUAACUCGAAAGGUCUUCCUCGGAGAGGCGUCCCAGAUCUCCGCCAAGAGCACAAAUAUGGCCCAGAAGAGCGCUUUCAACACCCUCCGUCUCAUCGUCUCUGUCGGCUGGUCCAUCUAUCCCAUCGGGUAUUUUUUUUUUGUCUUUCAUCUUGUAAGCAAUGUAUUCCUCUUUCUGUAGGAAGAUCUCAAAUGUCAACAAUACUUAUACACAAAUCUAGAGGACAGAAUCGCAAUUCUACUCGGCUGGUCCAUCUACCCCAUCGGGUAUUUUUUUUUUGUCUUUCAUCUUGUAACAAUCGCAAUUCUUGUUCUUCUUGGCCAUCAUCUUCUGACAGGAGAACUCCUCUAUAAACAAGGUACUACGUGACCUACCUGAUCGCCCCGGGAGCGCCAGGCAACACCCCGUACUUGUACGGAUACCACAGCCAGAGCGUGAUCAACAUCGUGUACAACAUUGCCGAUUUGGUCAACAAGGGUGCCUUCGGCAUGGCCAUCUACUCCGCCGCCAUGAUGGACAAGUAAGUCGUUCCUGUCACACUCACUGUGCAGGACGUUUUAAACGUUUUCCUUUAUAGGCUUACCACGUUUACUAGUUCUUGGUUGAUUUUCUUGGCGGCAGGAAGUAGUCCUGCGUCGAGUCACUUUACCGGUCGUAGAAGUAAACGGAGGUCGUUGUAGAAGAGGUAGACGAGUUGUAUAGAUAUCAUGAUCAUCAUGGUGGUCGUUGCUGGGGGUAUUAAGAGGAUGGAGAGUAGAAAUGGGCAAGCCGUUCACUGGGAGGCGGUCUACUCACCACUGGCAUCGAUGCGCAGACAUCACAUUAUUUCUAGUAGAUGAACCGUAGAUUCGGAAAAGGAUGUUCACAGAUCAAGUCAUUAUUUAGUCAGGAUUAGUACAGCUAGUAGUGCGUCGUCGACAUGAAUGCGUCGCAAAAGAUAAGUACAACCUAGAAGUUGUAGAAGCUGCACGACAGGGUAUGUUGUAGUUGUACGUCGUAAGGACUAGCGACGAGCUGGGCGGCAACAAGUCAUGCGACGAUAGCCACAAGAGUUUACUUUCGGAUAGGUUUCAACAGAUGAAAAACAUCAUUCGUAUCAUUCGUCAGGGUUUACACUUACAGGUGAAGAUUAGGAGAUUCUAGGACAACAUAGUUUUAGUUACGAAGACGCUAGACUGUAAGUAAGUAGUACAACUACAUCAACGCUAGUAGUUUUGGAGGAACACAGCUGCUACGCAGAUGAUUUUGGCUGGUCGACAUUUGUGCAACAACAACAUGUGCUGCAAUUACGAGGAGUACCGCUGUCCUUCCACACAGACACACUGCGUUGAGUAGAGCCUUCAAAACUAGCGCUCACACCCUAGUUUUGUUGUUUUGCAUGAUUUGUCCGAGUUAGCUAUAGAUCAGGACCGACAAGAAGGCAAAGAAGGCUGGCUCGUGGUAGUUUUCUUUGGGCCGUGCAGGCUUUGACCUCUGGCGGUCGUGCGCACGCACUUGCAUAGCAUCCAUGCAUUUUGUAUCUUUCUUCAACGAUUUCUUCUUCUGCACUGGUGCUCUCGGGAAGUCCUUCUUUUCAAGGAAAAUAUGAAUACAAACACGAAAAUCUAUGGAGCACUCUACUUUUCAACGGCACCGUGCUGAGAGAACAAACGACAAAAGGAAAAGCAGCUCCUCU
Molecule: messenger RNA, 4591 nt
Organism: Amoebophrya sp. A25
Lineage: Eukaryota; Dinophyceae; Syndiniales; Amoebophryaceae
Source: the annotation of a GenBank genome assembly